Molecule: messenger RNA, 1227 nt
Organism: Closterium sp. Yama58-4
Lineage: Eukaryota; Viridiplantae; Streptophyta; Zygnematophyceae; Desmidiales; Closteriaceae
Source: the annotation of a GenBank genome assembly
AUGCUUCUCAGCGGCGAUCCCGUCAAGGCCGCGCGAUGUUUCCAGGAGGUUUCGCGCGUCUUCUGUGACUGGCCGCUGUUGUGGCUUCGACUGGCAGAGUGCUGCAUUCUCGCCCACCAGCAACAGCAGGAGGAUGGGGAUUAUUAUGUGAAGCAGCAGAAGGAGGCAGAUCAUCAUGAAAAGCAGCAAGAGGAGCAGGACGAUAAUCAAAAGCAGCAAGGCUCACUUAGAUCCAGCAGCAUGACGGUGACCGUGAUGAGCGGCGGAAGGAACGAGGACACGUGGCAGUAUGUCCUGCUGCCAGCUGGCACGCGCGGCGACGGAUCCGAAGUCAAGUCAGAAACAGGGGUUCACGCUGAAAGCACGGACAGAAGCUCUCCAGUCAAAUCGACGGCUCGCGACGGCGCUGGAGCAGGUGAAUCGACGGCCCUCAGCGGGCUUGCUGAUCUCAUGGCGAGGCGAGUGCGAGGGGAUGCAGGAGCGAGCCUCGCGUGGGUGGAGCUCUCCCUCCUCAACCACCUUGCCUGCCUUGCCACCACCCAACACGCGCUCUCCCUGCUCAACACCCGCAACAACCCUCCCCCUCACUCCGCAAACGACCCACGCACACAGCAUACCUCACAGAAAACUUUUAGCUCUGACAGGAGCUCGGACCCGUGGCAGCGCAGCGCCCUGCGCAUGUACGCAGCAGAGGCUCUUUGCCUCCUGGGCCGCCCUGCCGACGCCCUGAGCCUUCUCUCCGAGUGCCUUGUCGAGUUCCUGGAAGCUUCGCCUCCCACAGCUGGCACAGGGUCGGCAGGAGGAGCAUCAGGCGCAGCAGCUGCAGGAGGAGCCGCAGGAGCAGCAGCAGCAGCAGCAGCAGGGGGGAAAUGGAGGGAGUGGAGGGAGAGCGUGUAUGUGAAUCUGGCUGCUCUGCACGCCAUGAAGGGCGACCUUGCAGAGGCUCGGGUAUGCGCUGACAAGGCAAGGGGGAGAAGGGAAGGUGGAAAAGGGGUCGCAGGGGGUGAGGAAUUCACGUGUGCUGGUGGCAUGGCUUUAGUGGUGCAGGCCUAUUUAGAGCUUAGAGAAGCGAUAGAGGGUCAUGGGGAUGAAAAGGGUGAUCAGCAGCAUGAUCGGGGUGUGAAUGCUGGGCGGUGGGAGGAGAGGUGUGACGCGGCUCUGCGUCUACUGCAGCAGUCCAACAUGGUGUGCUUUAGAAUGUGUAGCGGUAACAGCAUGGGAGCUUGA